Molecule: messenger RNA, 1241 nt
Organism: Apis cerana (Asiatic honeybee)
Lineage: Eukaryota; Metazoa; Arthropoda; Insecta; Hymenoptera; Apidae
Gene: pck
Product: Claudin superfamily protein pickel
Biological process (GO): septate junction assembly; regulation of tube size, open tracheal system
Cellular component (GO): membrane; septate junction
Source: RefSeq, a predicted model, not a curated record
UGAAAGGUGUGGCAAGUUUACGAUAAGGAUUAUUUUUGGACAAUAAACAAAAGAUUUAUUGGCGUAUGCCAGUAAUUUAUAGUAAUUAACAACACUAAACAAUCAAUAUGUCUGUUAAUAAACAAGAUUAUCAUCGUGCAUCAAACGCGGUAGUAUUUGGUGGAGUAAUUACAUAUAUAGCAGGAUUAUUGUUGGUUAUGGCAUUUACUAGUCCAUAUUGGAUUGAAUCUUAUGAAGAGACUUUCAGUAAUUUUAAACAUAUGGGACUUUGGGAAUAUUGUUUUGAACAAUUCAGAUAUCCAUAUUAUCAAUUUGAUAAACAAUUUGAUGGUUGUCAUCAUAUAUUCUCAGAAGAAUAUUAUGUGAUCAGAGAAUGGUUAUUACCAGGAUGGUUAAUGAUCGUGCAAACAUUUGUCACGCUUGCUUUAUUAUUUUCAUUUUUUGCACAAGUUGUAAUUGCAUUAACUUUAGUUCGAUGGCCUUUGAAAUUUGUAUUGAAUUAUGAAUGGAUUCUUUCAGCUAGUGCUUUCUCAUGUUGUGCUAUCGCAGGUACCGUAUUAUUUUUAGCAGUAUCGAUAUUUGGUGGACAAUGUUGGCGCAGAGACUGGCUAAUGUAUCCAAAUUUUAACCAUUUGUCAUGGUCAUAUGGUUUAGCAGUUAUUUCAUUUAUGUUUCAUUGGUUAGCUGCAUUUUUUUUGUAUUUAGAUGCAAAGGCCGGAUAUAGAUUGCGCAAACAAUCUAGUAAUUUAGUAAUGCAAAUGCAGCCCAAUUUACAAAGUCAUCAAGGAUUGGCAAGAGGAGGAUAUAUAUAAUCUAUUGUCAUAACUGUUACAUUAAAAAAGAUUUAGUCACAGAACAAUUUUUAAUAAUAUCAAUAAUAAGUUGAUAUUUAUAGUUAUAUCUUUGUUAUGUGACAUUAUCUUAUACUUGAAAUCUGCCUAAUCUUAGCGAUUAAUUCCGUCCAUUUUUUAUAGUAUUUUUAUGAAUGUAUGUAUUGAAUAUGUAUAUAAAUUAAGAAAAUUUCAUAUAUUACAAUAGCUUAAUAAUCUUUACAAUUUAUUGAAAUUAAAAUAUUACAUCCUUGUAAUUAUUUUUUAUUAUAUAAUUUUAUACAGAAAAUAUGUUUAUAUUAUAAAAAUAUGUUUGAUAUAAUGUUCAUUAUAUCAAAUUUUAUCGUAUGUUUUGAAAUUAUAAUUAUACGGGAUUGAAAUAUUUUAAUAAACAGAUAUAUAGAGAAGAAA